This is a messenger RNA of Closterium sp. Naga37s-1, 420 nucleotides long. Lineage: Eukaryota; Viridiplantae; Streptophyta; Zygnematophyceae; Desmidiales; Closteriaceae. The record is from the annotation of a GenBank genome assembly.
AUGGCAGUACCAGAGCUGCAGGGCGAACCGGAAGACAUCGCCAAGAAAAUUGCCAGACUCGCUGCUGCUAAGUACCAGAGCUACAGGGCGAACCGGAAGACAUCUCCAAGGAGAAAGCCAGACUUGCCGCUAACUGCUCCCCUUUCUGCUGCUCCCUUCAAUCUCCACACACCCCCCACCCUCCCCUCCUCCAUGGCAGUACCAGAGCUACAGGGUGAGCCGGAAGACAUCUCCAAGGAGAAGGCCAGGCUCGCUGCAGCUAAGGUGGACGGUCCAGUGCUUGUGGAGGACACGUGCCUGUGCUUCAAUGCACUCAACGGCCUGCCAGCUUUGCUGGAAGAACAGAGAGAGAGGGGAAACCAGACCCAAGUCCACCUACGCACUCUGCAUCUUCUCCCUCUGCCUGGGUCCCCAACAUGA